Durio zibethinus is the source of this 2125-nucleotide messenger RNA. RefSeq names its product beta-glucuronosyltransferase GlcAT14B-like. NCBI's taxonomy places the organism in Eukaryota, Viridiplantae, Streptophyta, Magnoliopsida, Malvales, Malvaceae. Gene Ontology annotation, molecular function: glucuronosyltransferase activity. Gene Ontology annotation, cellular component: membrane. The record is from RefSeq and is a predicted model, not a curated record.
AUUGUUUUUUAAAAAUAUUAUAAGUUGAUGCUCCUAAAAAGAAUCCUAAAUCUGUCUCUUGCUGUCAUUUAUGGAUAACUUUCUUUGCUUGUUUUGAAAGGAUUCUAAUCUACCAACUUGCUUUCUUUCACUUUAAGUUUUUCAGGUGUUGGGUUUGGCAGGUGACGUCUUUUAUCAUUGCAAUGACAUUUACAUGUUCCCAUCAUCAAUGGUUUCUUCUUUUCUUGAUUAUAUGCAAUUAUUAUAUCAACCCUCUUUAACAUUUUUUUUUUAACUCAAAGUAACAUGUUUCAAGGAUCUCUUGUUAUUCUGAAUAGUGUCUAAUGAUGUUCUAGCAGACUAGCACAAACUUUUAACGUGCACUGAUAAGCCUUUGUAUUGAAGUUCUGUAUUCAUUUCUAUUAGUUUGAAGAUGGUAUCAGUGGCGCUUUCGCUGUGCAGUUCUAUUCGGAUUUAACGAGUCUUCAGGCUAUAGAUGCUGAUAUUGCAAAACACUCCACAUUGUUCAAGCCAAAGCUGUCCAAAUGAGGAUGUCCAAAAUGUCUUCCUGGCUUUCAGGUUAUCGUCUUUGGAUGGUUGUUUGUGCAACGACUUUAGUAUUGCUCGGUGGCUUAUCAAGAUCAAACCAUCAAGAUAAAAUUUCUGUUACCACUUUUAAGUUUCAGAAACCAGUGACACUGAGACUCCCAUAUAAAGGGUAUGGCUAUCCUCCUGUUCUUGCUUAUUGGAUUUGUGGUACUAAUGGAGAUAGUAAGAAAAUGAUAAGGUUACUAAAGGCAAUAUAUCAUCCAAGAAACCAGUACUUGUUGCAACUUGAUGCUGGUUCAUCUGAGUACGAAAGGGCUGAGUUGGCUCUUUCUGUUCAAUCACAAACUGUGUUCCAAGCAUUUGGAAAUGUUAUCGUUGAAGGUGAAAGCUAUGCAGUUAACAGGAUGGGAUCUUCAGCUCUGGCUGCAACACUUCAUGCUGCUGCCUUGUUUCUCAAGAUUAAUACAGAUUGGGAUUGGUUCAUUCCUUUAAGUGCCUCUGAUUAUCCCCUAAUGACUCAAGAUGAUCUGCUCCAUGCUUUCACUUUCCUGCCAAGGGAUCUCAACUUUAUUGAUUAUACUAGUAAUCCAGGCUGGAAGGAGAGGGAAGAGAUGAACCGAAUUGUUUUGGACCCCAACUUAUAUUAUCAAAGGAAUAGUCCAAUUUACUAUGCUGUAGAAACUAGAAAACCAGAUGCUUUCAAGAUUUUUGGAGGCUCACCUUGGGUGAUUCUUUCAAGAUUCUUUAUGGAGUUUUGUGUCGAUGGAUGGGAUAACAUUCCAAGAAAGUUAUUAAUGUACUUCACCAACGUAGCUUACCCUCUUGAAACCUACUUCCACACGGUAAUAUGCAGCUCACCUGAGUUCCAAAACACAACAUUGGACAAUGAUCUAAGGUACAUUAUUUGGAAUACCCCUAAGCAAGGAGAACCCAAAAACCUUGACACUUUACACUAUAAUCAAAUGGUUGGUAGUGACGCAGUUUUUGCACAACCAAUACAAGAAGGUGAUCCACUGCUAAACAAGAUUGAUGAAGAUGUCCUAUUCCGCCUGCCUGAUAAAAUAGUGCCUGGAAGCUGGUCCUCUUGUCAAGGUGAGGAGGAGUUAUGCUCUACUUGGGGAGACAUUGAUGCUGUCAAGCCAGGUCCCAAAGGUAUCAAACUUGGUGUUCUUCUAACCAAGCUUGCUGCAGAAAGAGGAGUUAGACCUAGUCAGUGCCAUCAGCAACAAUAAAGUAGAAAAAAGAAACAUGGCGUAUAGGCCCCAUACCAUUUUGAAGUCAAUCUGGGCCAUGAUAUAACAUCAUGGAGUGUUACUUUGCUAAUUCCACAAGUUUAUGAUAUUGUUCCUUUCCACAUUGGCAGCUCUUGAUGGCCAAAUAUCUGUAAUUACACCUCUUCAAAAUGUUCUCAGCAAAAUGUCACAUCAACAUGAUGGAAUCCAGAUGCUCGAUGGGCUUGGAUAUAGUUAUAUAUUGGCUUUUUGACACCCAGGUCAGUCAAUCUGUAAGUUUUUCAUACUAUUUUUCUUGCUAUCCUACUGUUGUUAAGUGAAACACAUUGUGAGCUCAUUUAUAUGGAAAAAAGGAGGGAUUUGAA